This is a messenger RNA of Chelmon rostratus (copperband butterflyfish), 1494 nucleotides long. RefSeq names its product potassium voltage-gated channel modifier subfamily V member 1 (gene kcnv1). Gene Ontology annotation, biological process: potassium ion transmembrane transport; protein homooligomerization. The coding region runs from base 1 to 1494 and encodes 497 amino acids. The record is from RefSeq and is a predicted model, not a curated record. Gene Ontology annotation, molecular function: voltage-gated potassium channel activity; protein binding. Gene Ontology annotation, cellular component: membrane; voltage-gated potassium channel complex. NCBI's taxonomy places the organism in Eukaryota, Metazoa, Chordata, Actinopteri, Chaetodontiformes, Chaetodontidae. The transcript is spliced from 3 exons.
AUGAGCCUCUGCUCCACCUCGGUGGCAGGGGCGGAGCUCCGCAGCGGCAGCACCUCCCCCUCGUCUCUGAACUCCAGUGUUUUCUUCAGCGAGACGACGGCGUCUUGUCUCAGAGACCCGCUCGACUUCUUCAUCAUCAAUGUUGGGGGAAGUCGCUACGUGCUGUCACAGGAGCUGCUGGCAUCACACCCGGAGACCCGGCUGGGGAAGCUCGCCUGCUGCGGCCGAGACUCGGCGCUGGAGCUGUGCGACGACGCCGACUUCCUGGAGAACGAGUUCUUCUUUGACCGGAGUUCACAAACUUUCCAGUAUGUGAUGAACUACUACCAGACGGGUCACCUGCACGUGAGGGAGGAGCUGUGUGAGAUCUCCUUCCUGCAGGAGAUCGAGUAUUGGGGCAUCGACGAGCUUCGCAUCAACCCCUGCUGCCGGGAGCGUUACUACCGCCGCAAGGAGCAGAAGGAGUCCCUCGACGUACAGCGGGAGUUCGAGGCCGAGGAGGACGACGAGGACUUCGUGGGUGCCGCCUGCCCUGCUCUUCGUCGCCGCCUUUGGGACUUGCUGGAGAAACCCGAAUCAUCGCGCGCCGCCCGGACCUUCGGCUCGCUCUCGAUCUUCUUCGUGGUGUUGUCGGUCAUCAACAUGGUGCUCAUCUCUCUGGACUUAGGGGAGGACUUUGGAGCGAGCGGUGUCGGGAUCGGAGCACCGAUGCUGUUCGACGCUCUGGAGUACGUGUGCGUGGUGUGGUUCACGGGCGAGCUGACCCUUCGCUUUCUCUGCGUGAGGGAUAAGUGCCGCUUCAGUCGCAGUAUUCCCAACGUGAUCGACCUGCUGGCCAUCCUGCCGUUCUACGUGACGCUGGUGGUGGAGAGCCUCCACGGAGGAAGUACAGAGCUGGAGAACAUGGGCCGCGUGGUGCAGGUCCUCCGACUCCUGAGGUCGCUCCGGAUGUUGAAGCUGGGACGACACUCAACAGGCCUCAAGUCUCUGGGGAUGACCAUCGCUCAGUGCUACGAGGAGGUCGGCCUCCUGCUCCUCUUCCUCGGUGUCGGUAUCUCCAUCUUCGCCACGGUGGUCUUCACCCUGGAGUUCGACCACCCCGCCACCACCUUCACCAGCGUGCCGGCCGCCUGGUGGUGGGCGACCACCUCCAUGACCACGGUGGGCUACGGAGACAUCCGGCCCGACACGGCCCUGGGGAAGGUGCUGGCCUUCCUCUGCAUCCUGUCCGGGAUCCUGAUCCUGGCGCUGCCCAUCGCCAUCAUCAACGAGCGCUUCUCCGCCUGCUACUUCACCCUGAAGAUGAAGGAGGCGGCGAUGCGGCACGGCGAGAUGCUGAAGAGGCUGGCCCGCGGCUCCGUGGGGGGGUCGAGCGUGGGAGGAGGCGUCAACCUGAGGGACGCCUACGCCCGGAGUGUCAUGGAGAUGUUGAGGCUGCACGGGCGAGAGAGGGUCAGCACCCGGAGCAGCGGAGGAGAAGAACUGUGGUGGUAG